AUGAAGGGGGCAAACCAGACAGCUGUGACGGAAUACGUCCUGAUGGGGCUACACGAGCACUGUAACCUGGAGGUGGUCCUGUUUGUGUUCUGCCUGGGCAUCUACUCCGUGAAUGUGCUGGGGAACGCCCUCCUCAUAGGGCUGAACAUGCUGCACUCUCGCCUGCAUAACCCCAUGUACUUCUUUCUCAGCAACCUCUCCCUCAUGGACAUCUGCGGCACCUCCUCCUUUGUGCCUCUCAUGCUAGUCAAUUUCCUGGAAGCCCAGAGGACCAUCUCCUUCCCUGGCUGUGCCCUGCAGAUGUACCUGACCCUGGCGCUGGGAUCAACGGAGUGCCUGCUGCUGGCUGUGAUGGCAUACGACCGUUAUGUGGCUAUCUGCCAGCCGCUUAGGUACCCAGAGCUCAUGAGUGGGCAGACCUGCAUGCAGACAGCAGCGCUGAGCUGGGGGACAGGCUUUGCCAACUCACUGCUACAGUCCAUCCUUGUCUGGCACCUCCCCUUCUGUGGCCACAACGUCAUCAACCACUUCUGUGAGAUCUUGGCAGUGCUAAAACUGGCCUGUGGGGACAUCUCCCUCACUGCGCUGGCAUUAAUGGUGGCCACAGCUGUCCUGACACUGGCCCCCCUCUUGCUCAUCUGCCUGUCUUACCUUUUCAUCCUGUCUGCCAUCCUUAGGGUACCCUCUGCUGCAGGCCAGUGCAAAGCCAGCUCCACCUGCUCAGCCCACCUCACAGUGGUGGUGGUUUUUUAUGGGACAAUCUCCUUCAUGUACUUCAAACCCAAGGCCAAGGACCCCAGCGUGGAUAAGAUUGUCACAUUGUUCUACGGGGUUGUGACACCCUCACUGAACCCCAUCAUUUACAGCCUGAGGAAUGCAGAGGUGAAAGCGGCCGUCCUAGCUCUGCUGAGAGGAGGUUUGCUCUCCAGGAAAGCAUCCCACUGCUACUGCUGCCCUCUGCCCCUGUCAGCUGGCAUAGGCUAG
Messenger RNA from Pongo pygmaeus (Bornean orangutan), 984 nucleotides. RefSeq names its product olfactory receptor 13C7-like. Gene Ontology annotation, molecular function: G protein-coupled receptor activity; olfactory receptor activity. Bases 1 to 984 code for a protein of 327 amino acids. NCBI's taxonomy places the organism in Eukaryota, Metazoa, Chordata, Mammalia, Primates, Hominidae. The record is from RefSeq and is a predicted model, not a curated record. The transcript has a single exon. Gene Ontology annotation, cellular component: membrane. Gene Ontology annotation, biological process: G protein-coupled receptor signaling pathway.